AGGUGUCAAUACAUUAUUUUACCCAAAAUAGUCACCCCGGUCCAUUAUGACUUUUACCCGGUCCAUUAUGACUCAUAUCCGGUCCAUUAUUGAUUUGUUGCCAGUCCUUUAUGAGCACGUGCAAUAAUGUUGAUAAACCAAAAAAAAAUGGCUGACAUCAGUGUCCGCUUCGAUUUCAAUUUUAUGUUUUGAAAAGAUCUGUGCAACUUUUCUGUGGAAUUACCUACAAGUCCAGGACUGCGUAACUUCUUUUAGCAACAUUUUGCGUGCUAUAUUUAGAACCGGAACUCUAUAGACGCAGACGACAGUACAGUAUGGCAGGCCUAGUUCCUGCAAAAAUAUCGGACAGAUACGCCAAGAAUGGCGAAGACAUGCUUGAUGUUUUGUCUCAUGACAUAAUGAGGUACGAAAUGCUUGCAGAGAAGGAGACGUUCGACGCUCUUACCUCCGUCCUGCAAGGGGAACAAUCCCAUGACAAUGUCGAGCUACAUGAAAUCGAAGUAAACCGCUUGAACAAUGACAACAACAACAAUGACGAAGGUGAUCCGACGGAAACACACGAGCAGCGUGACACAGGAAGCAGUAGAUUUAGAUCAGUUUCCAAUGAGGACACAGACGAAUUUCUCAGGAAAAAUGUAAAUAAAAACACGGACUACAAAACAAGAUCAGAUGUUAAAACUUUCUACACCUGGGCACAGCAAGUAGGAGAGUUUAGAGAGCUGCAGAUGAUUCCGUUUAAGGAACUAGAUGCUAUUUUAGCCCGGUUUUACUUAGGUGUAAGGAACAAAGAGGGACAGGAGUAUGAACCAGACACGCUUACAGGAUUCCAGAAUAGUAUUGAGUAUUGGAGUCAUAAAUCUAAACAUAUUUUCUGGGAAGAGGAAACGGGAUGA
Molecule: messenger RNA, 893 nt
Organism: Mytilus trossulus (common blue mussel)
Lineage: Eukaryota; Metazoa; Mollusca; Bivalvia; Mytilida; Mytilidae
Exons: 2
Coding region: 315-893 (192 amino acids)
Source: RefSeq, a predicted model, not a curated record